UGGGAGUGACAGGACGCUAUCUCUCCUGCAGAGGGCUGUUUAUAGCUAGCUAAACACCCUCUGCUAGAAUUAGCACCUAAUCUCUACAGAAACAUUAACAUAACGAAAAUCACUUUCUAAAUAAAAUGGAGAUAACCAUGGAUCCCCUUUUUCUUGCAUGGAGUUAUUUUAGGAGACGUAAAUUCCAACGCUGUUCGGACAUCUGCACUAAAAUACUUAAGGACAGCCCAUACGAUCAGGAUGCUGAUACUGCGUCCUUUCUUUCUGAGGCAGCCUGGAGCCUGAAGACCCGCGCGCUCACAGAGAUGGUGUACGUCGACGAGGUGGAGGUGGACCAGGAGGGCAUCGCUGAGAUGCUGGAUGAGAGCUCCAUCGCCCAGGUCGCUCGCCCCGGGACCUCCCUGAGAGUGCCAGGGACAAGCCAGGGAGGUGGACCGUCCCCUGCUGUCAGACCCAUGACCCAGUCCGGACGUCCCAUCACGGGAUUCGUGCGCCCCACCACGCAGUCUGGUCGACCGGGGACCAUGGAGCAGGCCAUCAGAACCCCCCGCACCUCCCAGACAGCCCGGCCGGUCACAGGCGCCACCGGGCGCUUCAUCCGCCUGGGAACGGCGUCCAUGCUGACCAAUCCGGAUGGGCCAUUUAUAAACCUGUCCAGACUGAAUUUGGCAAAGUACGCCAAGGCGCCCAAUUUAUCUAAGACCUUGUUUGAGUAUAUCUUCCAUCACGAGAAUGACAUUAAAACCUCUUUAGAUCUAGCUGCUCUGGCUACUGAGCAUGCUCAGUUUAAGGACUGGUGGUGGAAGGUCCAACUGGGAAAAUGUUACUACAGACUGGGUUUACACCGUGAAGCAGAAAAGCAAUUUAGGUCCGCCCUGGCAAACCAGGAAGUAGUUGAUACUUACCUCUACCUGGCCAAGGUCUACCAGCGUCUGGACCAGCCCAUAACUGCUCUGACGCUCUUCAAACAAGGUCUGGACCACUUUCCUGGGGAGGUCACUCUUCUGACGGGCAUCGCUCGCAUCCAUGAGGAGAUGAAUAACAUGACCUCAGCCACAGAGUACUACAAGGAGGUCCUGAAACAGGACAACACACACAUGGAGGCCAUCGCCUGCAUCGGCAGCAAUCACUUCUACACGGACCAGCCUGAGAUCGCCAUGCGCUUUUACAGGCGCCUCCUGCAGGUGGGGGUGUAUAACUGCCAGUUGUACAACAACCUGGGCCUCUGCUGCUUCUACGCCCAGCAGUACGACAUGGCGCUGCCCUGCUUCGAGAGGGCGCUCUCUCUAGUGGCCGAUGACGACGAGCUGGCUGACGUCUGGUACAACCUGAGCCACGUGGCCUUGGGAAUUGGAGACUUGGCGUUAGCGUACCAGUGCUGCAAAUUAGCUUUGGCCAGCAAUAACAACCACGCUGAGGCCUACAACAACCUGGCGGUCCUGGAGUUUCGGAAGGGGCGCACUGAGCAGGCUAAAGCUUUCCUGCAAACCGCUUCUUCACUGGCUCCUCAUAUGUACGAGCCCCACUUUAACCUCUCCACUCUGUCGGACAAGAUGGGAGACCUUCAGAGCAGCUACUUGGCAGCCCAGAAGUCCGAGGACGCCUUCCCAGAACAUAUGGACACUCAGAAGAUUUUGAAAAGCCUGAGGCAGCAUUUUGCUGAACUGUGAAGACAUGGGCUUCUCAAAACAGCCCAGUCAGAGGGCUGAUCGGACAUCCCCAAUACAUUGUGGUCUACAGACAUUUCAGUCUAGGAACAGCCUGUUACAAACCAAAGAAGACCAGUGAACCUCCAGAAAGCCAGUUUAUGUAUGGCUGUUGUCAUGGAUAAAAAUGCAUCCGCUGAUUGGCCGGAUGAUGCAAUAACAUAUCAAGUGGUCAUGUGACAUCACAGAAAGCUGAACUGCCUGACCUUUAGCUGGGUGAACUUAUCAAUAUGUCAGAUAAAAUUACAGGUCCUGUUAAGGUAUCAACUUGCAGUAGAAAAGUCUUAUUUUAGAGGGCAGCAUCUAAGUUGGAAAUCAUUGUGGCAAAUGUAAAAAGAAUGUAAAAAUGUCAAUUAUCCUUUGUUAAAUGUAGAUUUCAAAUUUAUUUAUUGAUAUAUUUAUGAUACUAGGUGAAUGUUAAUUGCUAUCCUGUCUUUUUCUAGUAUAAAACAAUGUAUUUUUUAAUAUUUUCAUUCAUUGUCCUCAUCAGAUUUGUUAUUUCGCAGUUAUAUAUUAAACUGAGUAUUUAAACAGAA
Messenger RNA from Paramormyrops kingsleyae, 2242 nucleotides. It is a transcript of the gene ttc8, whose product is annotated as tetratricopeptide repeat domain 8. Gene Ontology annotation, cellular component: ciliary basal body; BBSome; non-motile cilium. Lineage: Eukaryota; Metazoa; Chordata; Actinopteri; Osteoglossiformes; Mormyridae. Gene Ontology annotation, molecular function: protein binding. Gene Ontology annotation, biological process: non-motile cilium assembly. The record is from RefSeq and is a predicted model, not a curated record.